Marmota flaviventris (yellow-bellied marmot) is the source of this 2809-nucleotide messenger RNA. It is a transcript of the gene Sh3pxd2b, whose product is annotated as SH3 and PX domains 2B. Lineage: Eukaryota; Metazoa; Chordata; Mammalia; Rodentia; Sciuridae. Gene Ontology annotation, biological process: superoxide anion generation. Gene Ontology annotation, molecular function: protein binding; superoxide-generating NADPH oxidase activator activity; phosphatidylinositol binding. Gene Ontology annotation, cellular component: cytoplasm. The record is from RefSeq and is a predicted model, not a curated record.
CAGCGGCCAUGCCGCCGCGGCGCAGCAUCGUCGAGGUGAAAGUGCUGGACGUGCAGAAGCGGCGGGUGCCCAACAAGCAUUAUGUCUACAUCAUCCGCGUCACGUGGUCCAGCGGCUCCACCGAGGCCAUUUACCGGCGCUACAGCAAGUUCUUCGACCUGCAGAUGCAGAUGUUGGACAAGUUUCCCAUGGAAGGAGGGCAGAAGGACCCCAAGCAGCGCAUCAUCCCCUUUCUGCCAGGCAAGAUCCUGUUCCGGAGAAGCCACGUCCGGGAUGUGGCUGUCAAGCGCCUGGUACCAAUUGACGAGUACUGCAAGGCCCUGAUCCAGCUGCCCCCCUACAUCUCUCAGUGUGAUGAGGUGCUGCAGUUCUUUGAGACAAGACCCGAGGACCUGAAUCCCCCCAAAGAGGAGCACAUUGGAAAAAAGAAAUCUGGGGGAGACCUGACCUCGGUGGACCCCAUGGUCCUGGAGCAGUAUGUGGUGGUGGCCAACUACCAGAAGCAGGAGAGUUCAGAGAUCAGCCUCAGUGUGGGGCAGGUGGUGGACAUCAUCGAGAAGAACGAGUCAGGUUGGUGGUUCGUCAGCACGGCUGAGGAGCAAGGCUGGGUCCCUGCCACCUGCCUGGAAGGGCAGGACGCUGGGCAGGAUGAGUUUUCCCUGCAGCCUGAAGAAGAGGAGAAGUACACGGUCAUCUACCCAUACACAGCCCGCGACCAGGAUGAGAUGAACCUGGAGAGAGGGGCCAUGGUGGAAGUCAUCCAGAAAAACCUGGAGGGCUGGUGGAAGAUCAGGUACCAAGGCAAAGAGGGCUGGGCCCCCGCCUCCUACCUGAAGAAGACCAGCGGGGAGCCCUUGCCCCCGAAGCUGGGCCCCGGCUCGUCUGCCCCCUCGGGCACCCUCGACCUGGACGGCGUCUCCCGGCAGCAGAGCGCAGUGGCCAGGGAGAAGGAGCUGCUCAACAACCAGAGGGACGGCCGCACCGAAGGCCGCGUGGCGCCCGAUGGCGAUGUCCGGCAGAGAUCACCAAAGAUGAGGCAGAGACCCCCUCCUCGCCGGGACAUGACCAUCCCUCGGGGUCUCAACCUGCCCAAGCCGCCCGUCCCACCCCACGUGGAGGAGGAAUACUACACCAUCGCCGAGUUCCAGACCACCAUCCCCGACGGCAUCAGCUUCCAGGCCGGCCUAAAGGUCGAGGUGAUCGAGAAGAAUCUGAGCGGCUGGUGGUACAUUCAGAUCGAAGACAAGGAAGGGUGGGCCCCAGCAACCUUCAUCGACAAGUACAAGAAGACCAGCAAUGCCUCGAGACCCAACUUCCUGGCUCCCCUGCCCCACGAGGUGGCCCAGCUCCGGCUGGGGGACGCAGCGGCAGUGGAGAACAACGUGGGCAGCGAAGCCAUGGGCCCCUCCCGGCCCCUGCCUGAUACCCCGCACGGUGCCCUCGACUCUGGGAUGUCCUGGUGCAAAGACUGGAAGGGUGGGAAGGAGGCCCUGAGGAAGGCGUCCACAGACGCAUCCUCAUCGGCAGGCUACGAGGAGAUCUCAGACCCCGGCCUGGAGGAGAAGCCCAGCCUCCCUCCGCGGAAGGAGUCCAUGAUCAAGUCGGAGGGGGAGCUGCUGGAGAGGGAGCGGCAGAGGCUGGAGCAGCUCCGCGGCUCCUCGCCGAAGCCUCCUGGCAUGAUCCUGCCAAUGAUUCCGGCCAAGCACUCCCCGGCCCGGGACGGCAGGAAGCCAGAGCCCAAACCUGAGAAAAGCAAGUUAUUCCAGCUGAAGAAUGACAUGGGGCUGGAGUGCGGCCACAAGGUCUUGGCCAAGGAAGUGAGGAAGCCCAACCUCCGGCCCGUCUCCAAGUCCAAGGCUGAGCCCGAGGAGAAGCCAGAAGCCGUCCCCCAGAAUCCAUUCCUGAAGUCCAAACCUCAGGUCAGGCCCAAACCAGCUCCUUGCCCCAAGACAGAGCCACCUCAGGGCGGAGACCAAGUGGAUAUCUGCAACCUUAGGAGUAAGCUCAGGCCUGCCAAGUCCCAGGAGAAAUCCUCACUGGACGGGGAGAGUGCCCUGGCUGCUGGGGGCCAAGACAUGGCCUUCAGCCGAAGCUUCCUUCCAGGUGGGGAGGGACCUGGCCGUGCCCAGGAUAGGCCUGGCAGACAGGACGGACUCAGCCCAAAGGAGCUGUCCUGCAGAGCCCCCCUGCGGCCAGCCAAGACCACCGAUCCUGGGCCCAAGAAUGUGCCCGUCCCUGUCCAAGAGGCGACCCAGCAGAGACCUGUGGUCCCACCCCGGAGACCACCGCCCCCCAAGAAAGGCUCCUCCUCGUCUUCCUCCAGACCCCUCCCGGAGAUCAGAGGGCCACAGCAGGAAGCCAGCGAAAGCAGGGCAGCUGCUGCCCCCGGCCGUGCCCUCCUCGUGCCCCCAAAGGCCAAACCUUUCCUCUCCAACUCCUCUGGGGGCAAAGGCGGGCUGGGGCCGCGGGCACCCGGCAAAGCAGAGGACCACAGAGAGAGGGCAGCUGCGGCCUCCUUGCCCGACAUUGACGGCCUGAAGGACUCUUUGUACGUGGCCGUGGCCAACUUUGAAGGAGACGAAGACACGGGCAGCUUCCAGGAAGGGACGGUGUUCGAAGUCCGGGAGAAGAGCAGCAGUGGCUGGUGGCUGUGCCAGGCCGUCAGCGGGGCCCCUUCCUGGGAGGGCUGGAUCCCCUCUAACUACCUCAGGAAGAAGCCCUAGCGCCCUCCUGCCGGAGGCCCACUGCUGCCCACGUCCUCCCCACGUAUUUAAUGGCCUCUUAAUUUAUCCGACUCCACAAUUCAGCU